Molecule: messenger RNA, 2309 nt
Organism: Onthophagus taurus
Lineage: Eukaryota; Metazoa; Arthropoda; Insecta; Coleoptera; Scarabaeidae
Gene: Rgk3
Product: Rad, Gem/Kir family member 3
Cellular component (GO): plasma membrane
Molecular function (GO): calcium channel regulator activity; GTPase activity; GTP binding
Source: RefSeq, a predicted model, not a curated record
CGUCGAGCGCCAGUCGUAACCAUGACGGACGAGUAUACGCACGUAACCCCUUGUCGAACUCCGCGCGGUACCAAGGGACGCUCGGCGUCGAUUUGCGCGACUGGAGGAUGUGGUGUUGCCGUUGGUGGUGGCAGCUCUUCAAGCAUGGAAGCUUUACCACCCCUUAGCGGUGGUGGUACCCCUGAAUCUUCAGGUGGGACACCAAUAACUCAACGAAGAAGACGUCCUGCUGCACGUUCUCAAAGUGCAAGGAUAACAGGAGGAAGGAGCGUGAGGAGGAAGGCCGCGCUUGCUGCUGCUGCGGCCAACGGCACUGAGGUCAGAGGUCAUUGUAACAGUGAACCGAAAUUGGAACAAAUCGACGGUGUUGAUGCUUCUUCACCAUCGAGUGUUCGUAGAAAAGGAUCAACCAGAAGGGGUACUUCUGUUUAUCACAGGAAGAGUACUGCGUUUCUAGACGUUCCUGACCAAAGAAAUGCGGCGGUUAAUCAGGGCCAAGGAAUUGGAAAUGACGAAGACGAGGAUUCAUAUCGGUUGAGGUCAUUCAGCUUUAAUUCGAAAGGAAAAGGUAUAAUUAAUAGAGGAGAUUCUUUUAGAAGAAGACGUUCAAGAAGUAACAGUUUGUGUCCUCCACAAUGUGGUAUUCCACAAAUGGAAGAAACUGAUCAAACUCCUAUAACAAGUUACGAUGUGGCUCUAAUUGGUGCGCAAGGUGUUGGAAAAUCUGCGUUAAUCAGUCAAUUUAUGACGUCCGAAUGUAUAAAUGCUUAUGAAAGACAAAAAGAUGUUGGUAAUCAAUCAGUAUCCAUUAUGCUUAACAACGAGGAGUCCGAAUUAAACUUUUUAAACAUCUCAAAUCAUAAAGAGAUCGAUAAGAUCAAUCCACCGGACGCCUUCAUCGUGCUUUAUUCGGUCGUGGACAAAGCCAGUUUUCUUAGAGCAGAAGCUGAAUUGAGUAGACUACAAGAUGCUGAACUUUUAAGAUCGAGAACAGCAAUUUUGGUCGCGACGAAAAUCGAUUUGGCGAGAAGUCGUUCAGUUUCAACACAAGAUGGGAAAUGUUUAGCUUGUACUUACAGAGCGAAGUUUAUUGAAAUUUCCGUUGGAAUUAAUCAUAACGUGGACGAAUUGCUGGUGGGAAUUUUAACGCAAAUUAGAUUAAAAAGUUUUCAAAAUGAAGAAAAAGAUCAUACUCAACAACAAUGGUACAAGACUAGAGGAAUGCUUAGAGCGAGUAUGAAAGCAAGACAAAUGAUUACUUGGUUAUUUGGAAAGGAAGAUUCUAAGUUCAAAAAUUGCGAAAAUCUUCAUAUACUGUAGCAAAAAAAAUAAAAAUUUUCUUUCAUGAUGAAAUCAUCAUGAUUCAUUUCGUUUAGAAAUACGAAAAAAAAUAUUUAAGGGAAUAAAUCUAAAAAAAAAGGUUUUAUACUAAAAAUAAAGAAUAAAUUCUUUUGAGACAGUUUUUAUGAUUAUUUAAAAUAUAAUUUAUUUUUAGUAUAAAGUUCUUUAAAGUAUUGACUGAUGUAUGGAGUUUUUGACCCUUUUUAGCAAGAAAAACGAUUUGAAUCAAUUUCUUUUUGGUAGGUUAAAUAAGUGGACCAACCAAUCUGAACAAAAAAAAAAAUAAAAUUGUAAAAAAAAAGAAUAUUUUUGUAGCAUUUUACACUUGAAAAACCAAAACAGAUUAAAAAUCGAUAAAAAAGGGUACAAUUUUGAACGAUUUUAUCGUUUUUCUUGCAAAACCGAAACAUUUUUUGCGUUAUAGUCUUUUUUUUUCUAUUUAGAUAUAUUAAUUUUAUAAAGAAAUCUUUGUUAUAAGGCCUAACUUUAGAAUUUAGCAAAAUUUUCGGUAUCAACCCAAAAGUGUUUAAAUUAACAAAUAAAAUCAAAAGAUUCUUGUCCGUGUUGAAUGUUAACGUAAUAAGCAAUUACAUUGGAAAAUAUUGUACAAGGAUUAAAUUAGGAAGUAAAACUAAAAUAUUAUGAUAUACGUAUAUACAUCUUUUAGUCCCUAUUAUUGAAAAAUUUUAAAAAAAAUCUUUAAAGUGCUGUAGUUAGUAUUAAAAAAGAACCAAAAAGAAGUAACGUCGGGAUUGUAUUAAUACUAAAUGUUUUCUAAACUUCUACAUUAUUAUAUUAUACAUUUUACCGAAGAACGUUAGAGAGUAGAUAAGAUGCGACGUAAGUUAAAAAUAAUAUUUAAAAAAAUACAAUAAGCAACAAAAAAAUGUAAUUUAUCAAUGAACGUUGUUUUUCAGACAAUAAUUGUAUGUAAUUUAUAAAUAAAUUUAGAUAUUAGUACAAUAUAA